Messenger RNA from Notodromas monacha, 621 nucleotides. NCBI's taxonomy places the organism in Eukaryota, Metazoa, Arthropoda, Ostracoda, Podocopida, Cyprididae. The record is from the annotation of a GenBank genome assembly.
CAUCUUCCAACACCGCCGUUAGUGGUGAAAAAGCCUGAACCAAUCGCGGUUGUAAUUGAAAAACCCAAGGAAGAGCCACCUAAGGUGAUUGAACCCAAACUUAAACAGGAAAUACAAAAACCGAUUAUUCCUCCUGUUUCAGCAAAGCCUCAACCUGUACAAAAACCUGUGGUUGAAAAAUCCAUUCAGAAGCCUGUCGAGCAGAAGCCAAUUGAGCAACCUAGACCAGUCGCUAAAUCAACGCCUCAAGCUGUACCACAGGCUGAACCUACAGAAAAUGUCGCACCGACCCAAAAAGUCGCUGAAGCUGUGAGUAAGCCUGCUCAAGAAAACUUGCCCGUCACGGCAGCCAAAGGUUAUGCCGGUUAUUUGAGUAAUCCUGCCCCUGAAUACCCAGAAGUGGCAUUAGACCGAGGUUGGGAAGGCGUUGUGAUGUUACGUGUGAAAGUCUCACCCACAGGCAGUCCUUUAGAAAUCAACCUGAAAAAUAGCAGCGGUAAAAAAGCACUGGAUGAUGCUGCUGUCAAAACUGUGAAGCGUUGGAAAUUCUCGCCUGCAAUGCGUGGCAAUACCCCGAUAGAAGGCUGGGUCGAUGUUCCGAUUCACUUCAAAUUACCCAAU